This is a messenger RNA of Panicum virgatum (switchgrass), 1141 nucleotides long. RefSeq lists its product as uncharacterized. The transcript has a single exon. The record is from RefSeq and is a predicted model, not a curated record. Bases 134 to 1141 code for a protein of 335 amino acids. Lineage: Eukaryota; Viridiplantae; Streptophyta; Magnoliopsida; Poales; Poaceae.
AGCCAGCGAGCGGAGCGCCGUGCCGGGGAAAUCAAAUUUGCAGUUUCCGAUUAAGUCAUGAGUUUUUCUCUUAAGCCGAUGCCGAUUCGCUUUCAGAUCCGGUGUAAUUUAAUGCAAUAGAUCCCCAACCGGCAUGCGCUCCCAAACCCAGCCAGGCAACAGAGAGAGAAAGAUCAUGUCGUCGUCGCAGCAGACGAUGCCGGGGCUGGAUCUGCCCUGCCUCGCCUUCCACGACUGCGACCGCUCGACGGUAGUAAUCAGCAUGCCCGACCAUAAGCGCAUCGCCGGCGGCGCCGAUGAGAUCCUCAAAGAAAAGAUCAUCUGCCCGACCGCGCAAGGCCUGCUGCUAGUCCGCGACCCAGACUCGAUGACCACCUUCCUGUUGAACCCUACCAACAACGACAAGGUUGAGCUCCCACCCCUGACAGAAGUCGACGACAUGGUGCUCAUCGACAGCCACUGCCUCCUCUCCGACGAGCCUGCCGCCCCCCACUGCGUAGUGCUGCUGGUCGAGGCCUCCGAGAACACCUUCAUCUGGUACUGCCGCCCCGGAGGUGAUCAAUGGAGCAAGUACGAAUACGACAUCGGCUCCCACGUCCUACCCUACCCUGAUGGGGAAGAGGACCGGAUCGAGAAGGAGGUCAUCUGCCCAAUCGCGGCGUGCCAGGGCAAGUUCUACUUCAACGCUAGAGCAACCGAGCUGCGGGUGCUCGACAUCAGCAGCCACGAGCCGGCGCUCGGCGCCAUCACGAUCGACGGCGCGGUGGCGGCCGACGGCAGCUACGGGUACGACGAGGAGCACGCCUUGAUUUUCCUCGUGGAAUCCGGCGGCGAGCUCUACAUGGUCCGUUUGCUCUCCGUCCCGUCGCACGAGGGCCGGGGUGAGAUCGGUAAGGUAGGCGUUCACAGGAUGGAUUUCGCAAGGCGGCGGUGGAGCAACGUGCAUGACCUUGGCGGCCGCGCGUUUCUUCUGUCCCGGUUCUAUUUCGGCGCAUCGUGCUCGGGUGACGACCGUGGGCUGCAGCCGGAUCGCGUCUACUUCGUGUGUCCUCGGACCAACACCCUGCAGGUGUUUGAUGUGCAAGAGGGAACUUACGAACUGCACAAACUCGAUCAGGAUCCUGCGGUAGACAAACCUUAA